This is a messenger RNA of Cryphonectria parasitica EP155, 3092 nucleotides long. RefSeq lists its product as uncharacterized. Gene Ontology annotation, molecular function: protein tyrosine/serine/threonine phosphatase activity; protein serine/threonine phosphatase activity. Gene Ontology annotation, biological process: positive regulation of cytokinesis; regulation of exit from mitosis; microtubule cytoskeleton organization. Gene Ontology annotation, cellular component: spindle pole; mitotic spindle; centrosome. The transcript has 3 exons. Lineage: Eukaryota; Fungi; Ascomycota; Sordariomycetes; Diaporthales; Cryphonectriaceae. The coding region runs from base 516 to 2438 and encodes 640 amino acids. The record is from RefSeq and is a predicted model, not a curated record.
GUCUGAAGCAACAGGAGAGAAAAAAAGAGGACAUCGCCGAUCCUUAAUCGAUCGACUCCUCCCCGACUGGGUUUCCCAAACUCGAAACACUCCAUUCUCUCGAGCACUUUACCAUCCAGCUUCUGCAUCUGGGUUGCACGCGCAUGGUCCUUUGAGCUGCCCUAGCAAUUAAUGUGUUUUGGGUUUUUGUCUUGGAUCAAUCCUGAUCGCCCCCCUUCAGCGACGGCAACCACCACCCCAGUCCCCAGUUCCCAGCCACCGAUAUUUCUUUCCUCUGCCGCCGGGACCCGAGUCACCCGCAUAAGCAUAAGCAUACUACUACAACUCUUGUACACUUUUAGUACAAACAACACUUUCUUUUCAAAACCCGCCUCGGCGCUUCCCCUCUCUUCAUUUUGGGAAAUUGGCUCCUGCCUCUCCUGCCUCGACAACAUAUUCCCGACAGGAAAAGGACCCAAAAAAGAAAGAAAAGGGAGGAAAGAAGAGUCGUCAGGUCAUAGACGGCAGCGACAGCCAUGGGUCCUACCAAGAGCUCUAACUUGGGGCAGAUCAUCGAGUACAUCCCAGACCGCCUGUACCUCGCCUCCUACAUACAUCCACCCACCGAGGACACCCUCUUCCCUUAUCCCGAUGGCUCCAUAAGAUCACCUGGCAAGCGUUCGCAGAGAGCCGGCCAAGGCCCUCAGGCAGUCCAGAAGCCAGCCUACAAGCAGCCCUACUACUUUACCGUGGAUGACACCCUGCUCUACAACAACUUUCACCAUGACUUUGGUCCAUUCCACAUCGGCCACCUGUACAGAUUUGCCCUGCAGUUCCAUGAGAUCCUCGGUGCCGAUAAGAACAAGGACAGACCAGUCGUCUUCUGGAGCAGGGCCGACCCUAGGAGCCGCGCCAAUGCCUCUACCCUGCUGGCAUGCUACAUGGUCCUGAUCCAGUCAUGGCCACCACACCUUGCCCUGGCACCCAUCGCCCAGGUCGAUCCGCCCCUGAUGCCCUUCCGUGACGCUGGAUACAGUCAGGCCGACUAUGGUAUCACCGUCCAGGAUGUUGUCUACGGCGUCUGGAAAGCCAAGGAAGAAGGCGUCUGCGCCCUGGAGAACUUUGACCUCGACGAGUAUGAGCGCUUUGAGCGUGUCGAGCACGGAGACUUCAACUGGAUCACACCAAAUUUCUUGGCCUUUGCCUCGCCCCAGCACGAGCCCGUCGCCAAGAUCCCCGAGACCUCAGAGCUCUGGGCUACGGUGCCCAAGACCCUGGCUGCCGUCGAUGCUCACCCGACGCUGCCGCAGCCCUUCAAGAACGUCCUGAAGCACUUCUCGGAGCGCAACAUUGGCCUCGUCGUGCGUCUCAACUCAGAACUGUACUCACCUUCAUACUUUGAGGGCCUGGGUAUCACGCACCUGGACCUGAUCUUCGAGGAUGGCACCUGCCCAGCCAUGCCAACCGUGCGCAAGUUCAUCCGCCUGGCACAUGAGAUGAUCACUGUUAAGAAGAGGGGCAUCGCCGUCCACUGCAAGGCAGGACUGGGCCGCACAGGAUGCCUGAUUGGUGCCUACCUCAUCUACAGAUAUGGCUUUACCGCCGACGAGGUCAUCGGCUACAUGAGGUUCAUGCGGCCAGGCAUGGUUGUCGGGCCCCAGCAGCACUGGCUUCACCUCAACCAGGGCGUCUUCCGGGAGUGGUGGGUCGAGGAGCGCAUUGAGAGGAGGCUCCGCAAGGAGAUGGCCGCAGCUGCUGCCGCCGCCGCCAAUGCCAACGCGAACCCGAGCACGCCUGUCCGCACCAUCCACAAGGCCAACAUUGGCCGCAGCCCGAGCAAGACCUCCACCCCCUCCCGCAGCGCCUCCAACAGGACACCCCUGGGCGAGGUGGAAAACGACCGAACAAACAUCACUGCAGACCAGGAGAACUAUCUUCCAGCGCCGACACCAGGACAGCCACGCAAGACCCGCCAUUAUCCUCCCAGCAGCCGCGGUAUCCCUCGUGCCGCCAUGGAGGAGAGCUGCGCGGUCCAGGAAGACGUCGAGAUCAUGUCUGUCAAGAAGCGCAGCUCGGCCAACAACGGCGACUCAGACGAGGAGAUGCAGAUGCGCGUGCGUACCGGCCGGAGGUCCUCCGUCUCGCCCAACUCUGGCAAGUCACGUUCUGUUAGCCACACAACGACGACUACCAGCAUCUACACCUCCCUGAUUGACGACGACGCCUCCAAUGACGUCGAGAACAUCGGCAGCUCGCUCAACAGCAAGGCCAAGGGCGCAAAGCCCCCACUGCGCUCUACAUCCGCUGGUGGCGUUCUCACCAAGGUCCGGGGCAGCAGUCGCGGUCCCGACGGUAAGGGGCCGUCCGGUGUCCGCAAGACCAGCGGGCGUGUCGGCAGCAUGACCAGCCCCACAGCAGCCGCAGCAAACACAGCACGGAAGAUCUCAGGUGCGAUAUGAAAUCGAAGCCACGCCCGACAGCGAGUCCCUCCAUACAAUGUUCCCGGGCAUCGUGCGGCCCGAGAGCAGUGCGAUGAGGACGAGCUUACAUCUGGAUGAUUCAUGAUCGUUACGAAACCCCCCCCCCCUUUUUUUUUUUCUUCACAUGCUGUUCUUCUUGCAUACCCGCGACGGCGUUCAUCAAGGGAUAUAUCGAAUAGGUGGAAAUAUCUACCGGGAAGCGGAGUUGGGAAGCAGGCUAUGCUAGUCGCGACGGCGUUUGGUGUCGUCGGUGAUCUAGAAGCAGUGCUUCAUUGCUUUCGGAAUUUGAAUUGGGGUUUUGAGAGUAUAAACUCUCUUGGUUGGCUUUCUAUAUUGUAUGUGUCAUCAGUAGUCUCACACGAAUGAUGAUGGACUGGUAGAGGAAAGGGAGACGGAUAGGAAACAGGAGACAUCAACAGCCUCAAGGGAAUAAACGAUAACAACAAGCUGUGGUUGAGCAAUUCGACUGGGGAGAGGCGGAAACAAGCAAGCAGACAAGCAUUGAUUAUCGUCUCAUUCUUCACACAUGGGCCCGCUUCUGGAGCCAUAGGGUAGCCGGUGGGAUUGGUCCUUCUGGCCUUGUUCUCUUGCAUUUAUUGUCAGGAAAUACAUUUGCAUGUUUGCAUCUUCAUG